CGAUAACCGAUGACGUCACUGUCAUCCACCAAUCAGCUCACAAGGGGCGGAACUAGGAAAACAUGUCGUCUAUAUCGGAGCUCUACGAUGUGAGUUGGGAAGAGAUGCGUGACAAACUCCGUAAGUGGAGAGAAGAGAAUUACAGGAACAGUGAGCAGAUUGUGGAUGUCGGUGAAGAGCUGAUUAAUGAGCACGCAUCUAAACUGGGAGAUGACAUUUGGAUAAUUUACGAGCAGGUGAUGAUUGCGGCGCUGGACUGCAGUCGUGACGAUCUGGCCUGGAGUUGCCUACAGGAGCUGAAGAGGCAGUUUCCAGACAGUCACAGAGUGAAGCGAUUAGCAGGGAUGCGGCUGGAGGCUCUGGAGAGGUAUGAGGAUGCCAAUAAGCUGUAUGACUCAAUACUACAAGAUGACCCGACUAAUACGGCAGCAAGGAAGCGCAAGAUCUCCAUCCUGCGAGCGCAGGGCAAAAGCAGCGAGGCCAUCCGCGAGCUCAACGAAUAUCUGGAGCAGUUUGUGGGAGACCAGGAAGCAUGGCAUGAGCUGUCAGAACUCUACAUCAAUGAGCAUGAUUACGCAAAAGCAGCUUUUUGUCUUGAAGAGCUGAUGAUGACGAAUCCACAUAAUCACCUGUACUGCGAACAGUACGCGGAGGUAAAGUAUACCCAGGGAGGUCUGGAAAACCUCGAGCUGGCCAGGAAGUAUUUUGCGCAGGCACUGAAGCUUAACAACAGAAACAUGAGGGCCUUGUUCGGCCUUUACAUGUCGGCCAGUCACAUCGCUGCCAGCCCAAAAGUUAGCGCAAAGGUGAAAAAGGACAAUGUGAAGUAUGCCGCGUGGGCCACUUCUCAGAUUAGCAGAGCCUAUCAGAUGGCGGGCCGUGGGAAGAAGGAGAACAAAUGCUCGGUGAAGGCGGUGGAGGAAAUGUUGGAGUCCAUGCAGAUCACCAUGUCUUAAACCUCAGCUCUGUCCCCCCUUCCCACAACCUCUGUCACCACAACACCAUGGCAGCUCUCCCUGCUCACUAGAGUACAGCACCACGACCCACAGACCAGACCACCCAACCCAAUCACCUCUGUAUCAGUUCAUCCAUCUUUGUAUUGUUUUGAGGUCUCCGGGAAGGCUUCAGACACCCCGAACCAUUCCACAAGUUUCUUGAUUCAACCUUCAGCACUCCUUUAUUUAUUAUUAAGAGCUUAUCAUUGGGUCGAUUGGUGGAAUCAAAUGGGUCUGUGAUGGAAGUGAGCGUGUAAAGGAAAAUCUAUGUAAUGUUUUUAGUUUGGUCAGUUCUUGUAGUUUAUAAAAAAGAGAAAACCGUGAGAAGAUGGAAAUGUACUUAGUGUAUGUGCAAGAAACUGAUGUCAUGACUGAUCUGUUUCUUAGCAAAGUAAAUGAUCAGCUAAGAAUCAGUUUCGCAAAGAGUUUAGCAAAAUAAAGGACUGCAUUUUUGACUAACCAUACCAAUGUUUUGGUGGGUCUCUUCAUUGAUUGGUUAUCUGUUUCAUGCAUUGAUAUCCAAGGAGCAUUUCUUCUGUCUUGCCCUGUUUUCUUGGAAUGUUUUGACUAGUUGUUUUAAAUCUCACAACUGGAAGAUCAUCUAAGAAUCUCUUGCUUUUUCAGCAAAAUAAAGUACUGCAUUUUUUGACUAACUAUAACAAUACUU
Sinocyclocheilus grahami is the source of this 1662-nucleotide messenger RNA. RefSeq names its product ER membrane protein complex subunit 2 (gene emc2). NCBI's taxonomy places the organism in Eukaryota, Metazoa, Chordata, Actinopteri, Cypriniformes, Cyprinidae. Gene Ontology annotation, molecular function: protein binding. Bases 63 to 956 code for a protein of 297 amino acids. The record is from RefSeq and is a predicted model, not a curated record. The transcript has 11 exons.